AUGGCGAUGAUGAUGACCGGCCGUGUGCUGCUGGUGUGUGCCCUCUGCGUGCUGUGGUGCGUUGCCGGCGGUGUUUAUGCGAGGGACGUUGACACCAACGCACUGGGUGGCUGCAUGGCGUCGGGAGUGUUGGGUGAGAAUGGAUCCCACAUGCCUGACGGAUGCAAUAAAACGGCGAUUACGGUGCCUUUGCGGUCAGUACUGCCCAUUACUGCCGUCGAAGCCUCGGAUGGAGGAGAUUCUGCUAGUGGUACAAAGAAAGAUUCGCAUUCAAGUGAGGCUUCCGACGCUGGUGUUAAUGGUUCUGGCUCUGCUGGUGUUCCUGAUGGUGGACCUGGUCCUGAUGGUGGUGCUGGCGGUGCUGGAGAUUCUGAUGCUGGUCCAGGGGCUCCUGUUGCUCCUCUUGGUGGUGCUUCUGGUGGCAGUGGAACUUCUACUGGCGAUCAUGGCACCGGCAGCGUUUCUUCUGGUUCAUCUGAAGGUCCUUCCGCUCCUGCUGUUGCCACUGUUGUUGAUACUUCGGCUGGCCGAAGUGAUGGUGAAGCGGGAUCCCCAGGCACUAAUCCAUCUAACACAACAGGGGACUCUUCAACAGGAAAUCAAACGCCUGCUGCAGCGGCUAACGAAACCUCGCCACCCGAAGGAGCGGCAGGGACGACAUCCGGCACUGGACACACACGACAGGAAAAAGAAGAAGAAGAAGAGGAAGAAAAUGAAAAGCAGCAGCAAAGUGAUGAAGCACAAGUCCAACAACAUCAACAGCAUGAACACCCCGCGGAAAAUGGCGAAGAAUCCGCGAAAGAUAAAAACGUCCUUCGUACAAAUGCCACCGCAAAUACAGGCGACAGUGACAGCAGCAGCGCGGUCUCCCAUAACACCUCCCCUCUUUUGCUUCUUCUUGUUGUUGCGUGUGCGGCUGCUGCUGCGGUGGUGGCCGCGUGA
Molecule: messenger RNA, 942 nt
Organism: Trypanosoma cruzi
Lineage: Eukaryota; Euglenozoa; Kinetoplastea; Trypanosomatida; Trypanosomatidae
Product: mucin-associated surface protein (MASP), putative
Exons: 1
Coding region: 1-942 (313 amino acids)
Source: RefSeq, a predicted model, not a curated record